ACCGAUUUGAAGUUUUUUUCCAGCUGCAAAUUCAAAUUUGUGUUUGAUGUCCUGCUCCAAGCAAAUAAGUCCGCAGAUUACGUAGAGAAACUACAAUACAUGACCUUUUUAACCAGCGCCACUAUAAGCGGAAUACAUAUGAGAUGAAUAACAAAAAGUAUGGAUCAAAAGUGAAACAACAGUGGCGUGAGCCGAAAGCGAAUAAAAGUCUUGAUGUCAUAGCCUGAUGUUGUAAUAUCGGAUGUUUCACCAAUUUAUUUGCGCAACCCGUCUCUAAACUUUGAUUGUCAAGUAAACUUAAGAAACCUUCACUCAACCUCCACGCCAACGACCUUCAAACACGACAAGAACAAUUUACGCAAAUGUCGACCACCUACUAUCCCGCCGGGACCUACCAGGGCCACCGGCCGGGUUACGUUUUUAAACUCGGCGACCAGGGGCAGGGCUACUACCAGGAUCUCGGCACAGCGGCGGCCGUAGCGGCGUUUUUUGGGCAGCAGCAGAACGGCGGGGCGGGCAGCAAUAUUCCAACGGAAAGGCCAAAACCGGUGUACAACAAAUUCGCGAACGAUGGGAGUUACUACGCAAAAAUAACGGCAAUGCUGCAGAAGAAAGCCCGGAUUGAGAAGGCAGAGAAAGAAAAGAUGGCAGGUAUAGUCGUAUUUAACAAUGGCGAUUCUGACAGACAGCACUAGAUACUGCUGCUUUUUCUAGUACUUGUCAUGCGAAAUUAACGCGCGCAGUGUAGUGUGAUACGGCCUAGGACUUAGCUAGAAGUCGCGCAGAAGAACAUACCCGUGGUAUCCGAAACUCCUCAAAAAAUCUGUGUUGCAAUAAGUCCUGAUAAACUUCUAAACAGCAAACGGCACCCUGGGUGGUGGCAGUGGUCAGCAGCCACCCGCCGACAUGGAAGUAGACGAUCCAGUAAAAGAAAGGGAGAGGCAACAAUUUUUGGCGGAUAUGGCUGCAGCCGGGCAGAAGAUGCAGGCGGGACACUGAUAGAGUUGUCAACAUCUUCACUACAGAAGUAUUUGGCUCCACUCCGUGCUACUCUGAGCGUCCGAUUCUCGCUGAUCAUCAGGUGAUUGAUUCAUGCUGGCACAGAAGGUGGAUCUUCAUCUUCAUGGGAACAAAGAGGCAACGUUGAUUAGCGUCUAGCUACAAGUAGUUCAAAGAAGACGAUGGAAAACAAAAAGACUUCGUACGAGGACUUCUAGCGGACUAACUUCUAUGUCAACUCAUUUAUACUUGUUUUUUUUGUUCAACUUCUUUCUUGUCUCGGUGGCUUACUACCCUGCAUCGGUAA
Messenger RNA from Amoebophrya sp. A120, 1306 nucleotides. The record is from the annotation of a GenBank genome assembly. Lineage: Eukaryota; Dinophyceae; Syndiniales; Amoebophryaceae.